GGCGGGGCGCGAACCCGCAGCCCGCGCGGCCGCUCAACUUCGCUGGGCCCAGGCAGCAGGCGCGCGGUGGCCGAGCGUCUUUGCCUCCGCCGCAACCGGUGGCUACGGCCUCCCCGGCGCUGCGGAUCGAGAGGCGCCGCCGCCCGACCCCCCACGCGGACCCGUGGUCAGCGUCCCGAGGCCACUCGACAGGUCCGUGACCGUUUCGAUUUCUGUUCCCGAGUCUUGUUUUGUUCGCCGUAAAGACGACUGGAGGGACUAGCCGAGCGUCCUGCGAAGCAAGGCCUGCUCUUUGCGGAGCAGAAAAGCCUUGUGAGACGAGAAAUAAAUUCCCGCGGAAAGGAUGGACGUCGUGUUAAGUUUUUCCCAAGACGCCAGCUGUUCGCCUGGGGUCUCGCACUAAACUGUCAAGCCCAGGUCACCCCUAGAGCUUGCUGUGCGCCCAGAGUGGGCUGGGACGCUUCUGUCUCCAGUAGGGCUUUUUUACUUGGUGGGAGCUCUUCCUCGCGGGUCACUCAAAGCCGUUAAUGACCACAGUGGUGUCUGAUUCUGGGACCAGCUCUUGGAUUUCUAAGGAUCAGAAUUUGCUGAGCAUCCUCAUUGUUACCACUUUGGUUUCAGUUGUUAUUCAAGCUCAUUUGUCUGUUUCCUGUCUUCUACCCUUGUCCUGUACCAUCUGUUGCUGAUACAGCAGGACUCCAGUAAUAGAUCCUUGGAUGCCCACUGAACAGAAACUUGAAACCUCAGAUCAUCGUCCUAUCGUAGCAGAGCCCCAACCUAUCCUUGGCCUGGGGAGGAGCCAGCCCAUAUGCUGUGGAGAUGAACGGGGAGCAGCAGCUGGAUGCAGAUCCUGUGCCUGGUGUAGAAGUAGAAGAAUUCAGCUGGGAGGAUUAUCUAGACGAGACAGGCUCCACCACAGUUCCCUAUGCAUCGUUUAAACAUGUGGACAUACGUUUGCAAAAUGGCUUUGCUCCUGGGAUGAAGCUUGAGGUAGCUGUGAAAAAAGAUCCCGAAACUUACUGGGUUGCUACCAUCAUUACUGCCUGUGAGCAGUUACUCCUACUCCGUUAUGAAGGCUAUGGUGAAGACCGGAAAGCAGACUUCUGGUGUGAUAUCAGGAAAGCUGGCCUCUAUCCCCUUGGGUGGUGUGAGCAGAAUAAGAAGACCCUUGAAGUUCCAGAAGGCAUCCGACAUAAGGUGUCUGACUGGGGUGCCUUUCUACAGCAGACCCUGAGAGGAGCCUGCGGUCCUCCUGUGUCUUUGCUAGAGGGCCUCCGUAAUGGAAGGAAUCCUUUAGAUCUCAUUGCUCCUGGGUCCAGACUAGAAUGCCAAGCUUUUCGAGACUCCUUAAGCACUUGGAUUGUUACUGUCGUGGAGAACAUUGGGGGACGGCUGAGGCUGCGCUAUGAAGGACUUGGAAGUUCUGACAAGUUUGAACACUGGUUGUACUACUUAGAUCCGUUUCUUCAUCACAUUGGUUGGGCUGCUCAGCAAGGAUAUGAACUUCAGCCCCCGUCAGAAAUCAGGCAUCUGAAAAAUGAAGCUGAUUGGCAAGAGAUUCUGGCCAAAGUAAAAGAGGAGGAGGAAGAGCCAUUACCUUCUUAUUUAUUUAAGGAUAAGCAAGUUAUUGGAACCCAUGAAUUUUCUGUAAAUAUGAAAUUGGAAGCUGUGGACCCAUGGUCUCCUUUUGGGAUUUCUCCUGCUACAAUUGCUAAGGUUUUUGAUGAUAAGUACUUUCUGGUGGAAAUGGAUGAUCUUCGAUCAGAAGACCAUACAAGGCGGUCAUUUGUGUGCCAUGCUAACAGUCCUGGUAUCUUUCCUGUGCAGUGGAGUCUAAAGAAUGGUUUACACAUCAACCCUCCUCCAGGCUUCCGGAGCCAGGACUUUGACUGGGCUGACUACCUCAAACAGUGUGGUGCUGAAGCUGCCCCCCAGAAGUGCUUCCCUCCGUCAAUUUCUGAUCACCAGUUUAAGAAGAACAUGAAACUGGAGGCCGUGAACCCUCUCCUCCCUGAAGAAGUGUGCAUUGCCACCAUCACUGCAGUGAGAGGCUCCUACCUGUGGCUCCAGCUGGACGGUUCUAAGAAACCUAUACCUGAAUUCAUUGUAAGUGUGGAGUCGAUGGAUAUAUUUCCUUUGGGCUGGUGUGAAACCAAUGGCCAUGCUCUCAGUACUCCUCGCCGGGCACGAGUGCAUAAACAGCGGAAAAUUGCAGUGGUUCAACCAGAAAAACAAAUACUCUCUUCAAGAACUGUCCAUGAGGGCCUGAAGAAUCAGCUGAACUCCACACACUCAGUGAUGAUCAAUGGCAAAUAUUGUUGUCCAAAGAUAUAUUUCAACCACCGCUGCUUCUCAGGGCCGUAUCUUAACAAAGGAAGAAUUGCUGAGCUGCCGCAGUGUGUAGGACCUGGGAACUGUGUACUGGUACUUAGAGAGGUCCUCACUUUACUUAUCAAUGCAGCCUACAAACCCAGUCGUGUCCUUCGUGAGCUCCAGCUGGACAAAGAUUCUGUGUGGCAUGGAUGUGGGGAAGUCCUAAAAGCCAAAUAUAAAGGGAAGAGUUAUCGAGCUACUGUUGAGAUAGUGAAGACAGCAGAUCGAGUGCCUGAGUUCUGCCGACAAACAUGUAUCAAAUUGGAAUGUUGUCCUAACCUUUUUGGUCCACGGAUGGUUCUGGAUACAUGUUCUGAAAACUGCUCCGUUCUUACAAAGACUAAAUACACACACUAUUAUGGAAAGAAGAAAAAUAAAAGAAUUGGGAGGCCACCUGGUGGUCAUAGUAAUUUAGCUUGUGCCCUGAAAAAAGCCAGUAAGAAGAGAAAAAGGCGGAAAAAUAUUUUUGUUCAUAAGAAGAAACGGGCUUCUGCAUCUGUUGACAAUACCCCAGUGGGCUCACCCCAGGGAAGUGGGGGAGAAGAUGAGGAUGAUGCAGAUGAUGGAGAUGAUGAGUCCUUAAGUGAGGGCAGCACAUCUGAACAACAGGACGAGUUACAGGAAGAAUCCGAAACGUCAGAAAAAAAAUCAAGCUCAUCUUCUCCCACCCAGAGUGAGAUGUCCGCUCCACUGCCCCCAGACACACAGACGAGUAAAAAAGAACCCAACACUCUUUUAUUCUCAGAUGAGGAAAAUAAGCCUCCUUCACCAAAGGAAAUAAGGAUUGAAGUUGAUGAAAGGCUUCACCUGGACAGUAACCCACUGAAGUGGAGUGUGGCAGAUGUUGUGCGGUUCAUCAGAUCCACUGACUGUGCGCCACUGGCAAGAAUAUUCCUGGACCAGGAAAUCGAUGGGCAGGCCCUUUUGCUCCUUACCCUUCCCACCGUUCAAGAGUGCAUGGACUUGAAGUUGGGCCCUGCCAUCAAGCUUUGCCAUCACAUAGAGAGGAUCAAGUUUGCUUUUUAUGAGCAGUUUGCCAACUGAGGACAAGCAGGGGGAGCCGGGUCUUUGAAGCACAGUUCAGUAAACCGUUUGCCCUGCUCUCCAGGUGGCUGCAGUCGUCCUGGGGCUGUGGGCCCUGCAAAUGUUGGCUAGCUUUCUUUGCACUUUCAGGGAAGGAGGACAUGCACUGAGGAAGCGCAAGCAGCACAAAAAUGGCUCUCCAAAUACGACUUCUGCUCGGAAGAUUGCAGUUUCCAAAAGUUGUGAGAAAACAACCUUAAAACUGUGGAUUCCCAUGAAUGGAAAAACAGUGAUCUGGGCAGCACCUGUUUGGUUCUCUCCGUUCUGUCCCUUCCCACUGUAGACUGAACUUUGUUCUUGAAGAGAGAGGACACAGCUUUAAGUCAGCACUGACUUGGGACUGUGCCUAAGGCACAUCAGUGCUUCAUUGUCAUUGUGUUUUUAAGCUUUCUUUUUUUUAAAUUAAAGCAGUUCAUUUUGGGGAUAAUUAUACGGCUCUAGGGUUUUGAAUGUAUAGUUACACGUUGAUCCAUUUUAAAAUCUAUUCAUAGGAGUUUCUUUGUUUACUACCUCUGUUGAUGACUGCGCUUAUAGCCAUGAGUGACAUUUUUUGUAUGAUGCCAUUUUUAAGCUGAAUGCUGAAACUAUGACAGAAGUUAGAGAAGGCCCUGUCUGCUUUCUUAACCAUAUCACGUGGCACUUACACUAGUCCCUUAACCAGUUUCUCCUCAGAAUUCUACUGUUACGUCCUUCAUCUUUACCCAGUUUUGGCCACCAUUGUUAAGCGGCCUCACAAAGACUAAUGUCUGGUGUUUCAGUUUUGAAAGAUACUUAAGUGGCUUUUAUUUAUGUUUAUUUUUCUCUAGAGUUUUUGACUACCUCUGUUUCAUCUCUGGAGUCUCUGCUUUCACUGACAAUCAGUGGUGUCCUUUGGCUCCACUGUAAAGCCCAUUUUCCCGGUCUUCUAGGUGUGUCCAGGAAGAAGCACAGGAGAGAAACUCUGGCUUUGGGGAUUGCACAAAGUAUGGAGUUUCUUAGUAGCGUCCUUGGUUAUGAGUAUUGAGGAGUCUCUGACAAUGCCACCCCAAAUGUCCCAGAUCUUGCUUCAUCUGGAAAGCCAAUCAGAGCUGGUUGGUACUUGGAUGGGAGAGGUAGUGGAGGAGUCUGGACCUCUGUAGCCAUGCUUAUACCUGUCUCCAGUCACACCAGUUUAAAUUGAAUGUAAUUUACAUUCUGAGAAAUCCCAUUCAGUAGCUCAGUGUUUGAAUUUUUUUUUCAAUUAAACUCAAGUUGACAUGAAAUUCCAGGUGAAUUUUCACUUUUAAUGACAUUGUUAGCUAUUAUAGAAAAUAGCACUUGCUAUGUUGUAGCCAUGAGUAAGGAAAGACAUACUGCACAGGUUGCCUCCUUUAAAUGUUUUCCUUGUUGAUUAUUUAUUUAUUUAUUUAUUUAUUUUUUUGGUUACUUUGAUCUCUACAGAUUUAUACCCUAAGCAUUUUUUUCCUCAAGAAUUGAAAAUGUUUUAAAAUUGCAAACCGAGUAAAUUCUGAACAACUAUAUAAAUUGCAAAUAUAAGGUAAUAUUACAAAUUUAAAUUGUGAAUUUUUUUUUUCUUUUCUCACCUCAACCCCCACCUGUUUUUAUGAACACUGGGAAAGUCUGUAGUCUGGAUCCUGUUCUUCAUUGGAUAACUCUUGACCUGACAGCCAAGUCUUAAAACAGUGACUAUUCACAUCGUCACCAUCAGGCAUAUCUGGAAGAAGCUUCAUCUAAGUAACAGCUCACUGUCUGAGCUCACUUAGAAAUCCAGCUUUUAAAAAAUAACUGGAGUUCUCAUGCCACUGGAGAGAAACGUACUUGAUAGUAGUAAUAAAUAGCUGGUAUUGGCAGGUUGAUUUGGGGUGGCUGUCUUCAUAGAAUUUCCCAAGACCUCAGCAGUUAAGUCAAUACAAGAGGGGGUCUCAUGAGGACCUAAACAUAUACCUGUAGAAUUUCACAUUGCUGUAGUAAGAGGAGGGGUGACAGCAAUGACAGUGCCAUUAUGUCGUUCUUGAACUCAAAGAUCACAGAAUGUAGAAUGAUCAGAGAUGACAGGCCCUAAGUAGUCCCGAGUGGGCAGGGGUGGGGCACAAUGGUCUUGUCUGCCUGUACCAUCAUUAGUUUCUGCUUUCUCCUGUAGGAAGGCCAGUCAUAAAUUAGGCGAGUAGGAGAGCACACUUGCUGGGACACCGCAUGCUCUUGUCUGCCCCAUCCCUCCUCCCAGGUGUCACACAUAAGAGGAUCGUAUGAGAAUUCCGCAAAAAACUUUUUUAAAGUAUAAAAUCCUAAUCCCAGAUUGGGUAUGGUGAUACAUACCUCUAGUAUAAAAUCCUAAUCCCAGAUUGGGUAUGGUGAUACAUACCUCUAGUAUAAAAUCCUAAUCCCAGAUUGGGUAUGGUGAUACAUACCUCUAGUCCCAGCACUUGGGAAGUGGAAAUGAGGAUCAGAAGUUUAAGAUCAUCCUCAGCUACAUAGUGAGUUCUGGGCUAGCCUGGACUAUAUGGGACCCUGUUUCAUUCUGCUUUUGUUUUGUUUCCCAUUUAUCUAACAAAGAUGCUGGGGUUAGGUUGGGUAGGAGUGAUGUUCAGUUAUGAUCAUUCUGAGAUCCUUAAGGUGGUAAUACCUUGCAUUGUUGGGGAAGGGGUUUGUAUUUUGGACAUGUGUAUGUAAAGUCUGUUUCUGAGAAAGCCAACCUCAUAAAUUUAUUAGAGGUGUGUUUUCUAGAGUUUCCCUGCACUUGUUCCCACAGCUUGCCUACUGUCAAGUUUUUUGUGAUCUAUGUUUAACCUGGGUUGACAAACUUACAAACACAUGGAAGGCCUCUUCUCCUAGACCUGAGAAGUUAGCGAACUUAAACUAGACUUUACAGCUAUGCUGGUCUUUUUAGCCAACUGUUGACUUGUUCGUGCAGAUUGGCCCCAAUGUUUUGACUAUAUUUCCUGGGUUUCUUGUGACUGCUAUUUUCCUUUGUGAGCCACCUUCAUCCUUUUAAAGUAUAGGGAUCCAUUAAUGGAGCCUUUGAAUUCUAUCUUUAGCCUUUCUAUAGCAAUGUACUUGGUUCUCUGUGUUUAUAAUAUGGAUCCAGGAAAGAUAUUAGUCAACCUCUGGAAAGGAUGAUCUUGGUACAUAUUUAUGAAUUAUGAUAGAGGCAGGCUAGAAAACCACCGAGUUUGGCCUUCAUGUGUCUCUUUUCCUAGAAGUAAAAUGUUUUUCACUACAAGGGAAAGAGCAUCGGACCAAAGCUUCCCAAACACUUGAGUACAUUUUACGUGCCCUCUAGAGCCGAUUCAGUUACUAGCAUGAUGCCUGAAUACAGCUUAAGGCAUGUAGGUCUUACAACACCAGCACUGUUUCUAAGAGACACAGAACAUCAGGGAACCUAAAUGAAAGGUAACAGCAAUGUAAAAUAAUUGUAAAACCUGUCACUGAUACUUAUUGUUACUUGGUACCUCUCAGCAAAAACUUAGAUUGAAGAGAUUCUUUUCUGGUUUCAUUGAUUAUUAGAAGUGCUGGCAGUCUUUGGACUGUGAAAACACAGUGAGUUCUAACUUGUCUUACAUACUGGGGAUAUUCCAUGUGUGUGCAGAUUCAUACAGGUCCCUAAGUAAUCUGUUUUAUCAGUAGGAUGUAUGUUGUCCUUUUGAAGUGAGGAAGGCAAAUCACUAACAGAAGCUAAGUAGAAAACUUGAGCUAACAAGAUACUCCCUCUGUAAAUUUGGAUGUCUCCUGUCUUAGGACCCUUGUACGUUGCUGUCUUGUGGCCAUGGUUUUGAUUAGAAACUGUAAGGGCAGAGCCUCCUGUACAACCAAGAAGUAAUGGUCACUUUCCCAGAAUUGGCUUUAUUAACUUUGAAUGUUUUACUUAUGAAUUUUGGUGAUUGCUUUGUAUGAGAAUAUAUGUAUUUGGAGAGUUUGAAUUUAUCCGUAUAAGCUACCCAUUGACCUAGAGUUUUGUUGUAAGAAAUCUAAGACCAAAUGGAUCUGGUUCCAGGUCCGUUCAUUCACUUGGGGAUUGUUUUCCUCAAUGCUUGUCUUCAGCCACACCAGUAGCUUUGCUCUGUGAGCAGAAUUAAGUUUGAGACAUAAGGUAAUGGUUAUUAAAUGCAGUGCAUGGUGAUUUUUUUCUUGCUGCUAGGUUUAAGAAGUCAAAAUUUCACAGGAACCUGAAGAAACAGGAAUGAAGGUUUGUCGGGGAGGUCUAAGACUCUGUGCUUUUUCUAACUAGUCUGCCGUGGCAUUCUGGCCUACCACAGUGAAGCAUUGUGAAAGGGAGACAGGCAGCAGAGUCACCAGACAGUUGUCACUACCAGCCUUAGAGUGCGGAGCUGAGCCGCGGGGAGGAGGGGGUGAGCUUGCUGACCGUGAAGCCGUGUCACUGUUGCUAAUGUGUGAGAGGGACUGUACUCAGAAUGUGUGGAGACUCAGGCCUAAGGGUUCCUGUAUGGCUUAUCUGCCUGUGUCUAGCUUGGCAGAAUAGGGGCGGUCACAGAAUGUUGAAGGUUAUAGACUUUAAGGGCAGCUCAGAUCGCAAAGCAGAUUGGUAGAGACAGAAGUCUACAAAGCUUAGGCAGUCUCUAGUCCGUUUGAGGUCUCUGGAGAAAAUAGUUUGAAUGUUUCUCUGGAGAGUGCUCAUUUGCUUUUCCCUCACCUCCCUCCUCUUUUAGUUGAAUUUUCUCUAAUGACAAUCAGAGGCCUGCCAGGAUUGGGACUCCAGGCUGGUUCCAGCUCUGUCCUUAGGCCUUUCCAGUACUCUCUCCUUGGAAGUAAUGCACCUUAUUUAAUGUAUUUCGCUUUAAAAAAAAAUCAAGUUGCUUGUUUGGAACAAAAUGAGAUGCUUUUGGCAUUGUAUCCUACCUGCUUGCUGUUUUUACUCCCAAUUUAAAAUUUAUGCAUUGAAGACCAAGUACACUUAAGGAGAAAUAUGCACUAGAAUACCUAUUUCCCAUCAAGUUUGAUGGUUAUAAUUUUAAAGGAUUAAAAACAAAGCAAAACUAUUUUGAAU
Messenger RNA from Microtus ochrogaster (prairie vole), 8437 nucleotides. It is a transcript of the gene Sfmbt1, whose product is annotated as Scm like with four mbt domains 1. Gene Ontology annotation, molecular function: histone binding; transcription corepressor activity; chromatin binding. NCBI's taxonomy places the organism in Eukaryota, Metazoa, Chordata, Mammalia, Rodentia, Cricetidae. Gene Ontology annotation, biological process: negative regulation of DNA-templated transcription. The record is from RefSeq and is a predicted model, not a curated record. Gene Ontology annotation, cellular component: nucleus.